Molecule: messenger RNA, 975 nt
Organism: Pistacia vera
Lineage: Eukaryota; Viridiplantae; Streptophyta; Magnoliopsida; Sapindales; Anacardiaceae
Exons: 5
Coding region: 101-871 (256 amino acids)
Source: RefSeq, a predicted model, not a curated record
CUCCUGCUAUAAAUAGAACACUACUCAAAAUCUAAUCAGCCACAGCAACCAAUCCAACCUUGAGAAACCUGAAAUUGAUUUCAUUGACAAACGCACAGAAAUGAGUUUUCUUGCAGGAGGAAGAUUAGCGGGAAAAGAGGGAGCAUUUUUUUUCCAGGAAUCCAAACAAGCUGUAAACAAAAUUGUAGAGAAAACCACCACCAACACCAAGAAUGUGGCUUCACCAGCUUCUUCUUCACCGUCAUUGGGUGAGCGGGAAUUCAAAGCUGAUGUGCUUCCCGAGGUGUUAAGACACUGUCUGCCAUCCAAGAUUUUCGGUCGACCGUCUGAUCCAUCAUCUCUCUCCACAGGUUCCAAGUGGGUUCUACCCAUUGACCCAAAUGCCUCCUCUGUCUCACCUGAUGCUUUGAAUCCUCUCAGGGCUUACCUUUCUUUGCCCCAGGUCACCUUUGGCCCCAAAAGGUGGGAAUUGCCCAGUCAAGAGCACUCAUUUUUGGCUUCAACAGCUAAUGAAUUAAGGCGGGACAGAUAUACACCUCAUGUAAACCCUGAGAAGUUAAAGGCCGCGGCUGAAGGACUUCAUCAAAUUGGCAAGGCCUUUGCAGUUGCAACUGUGAUUAUAUUUGGAGGGGCUACUGCUAUUUUUGGGAUGGCAGCAUCCAAGCUUGAUGCACACAAUACUGAUGAACUCCGUACGAAAGCAAGAGACUUGGUUCAGCCAAAAUUUGACAUAAUUAGGGAGCAACUGACUCCCAUAAAAACUUGGGCAGAAAACACACAAAAGAAAUGGCAUUUGGAAAACCAGGAAGAUUUUAAGGAGAAGCCUAUUAUAAAGGAGCUUUCUAGAAUUUUGGGUGCAAAAAACACUUAGUUGAUUCAUGAUUUGUAUUGUCAUGGAAUUUUUCUGUUUUCUUGUACUUAAAUAGGGUAAAGAAAAUAAGCAAUUGCGCUGGUGACUGGCUGGAAAUUCUGAUA